UAGUUUGGGUGGCAGGCGUUGUGGUAGUGCUGACAUAGACUCUCAACUCAACUCUUCUCUUCUCUUCUUCUUCUUCUCUUUCUCUUCUCUGAUCAUCAUCACUCUCUAUCUCUAUUCAUUCUUCUUCCAAAUUGAAAACUGCGUUGCCUUCUGAAUCUGGUUUCCGAUGGCGCCCCCUGUUUCUGCGGCGCACAACAAAACCCUGAUUCUCUGACUCACAAUCUCACUCUGUUUUGCUAUUUUCGGAUUUGGGUAUCAAAGGAACAAGAUGAGCUGGCGAAGGGUGUUGAAGUCAGUGCAGGCACUCGCUGCACACACUUUUCUCUUCUGCUUCACUCUCUUGCUCCUUCUCAAGCUCGAUCAUCAACUCUCUUCCUCUUGGUGGACAAUAUUUUCACCUCUUUGGAUGUUCCAUGCCGUUGUCGCUCGAGGAAGGUUUUCAUUACCUGCACCAUCAGCUCCACGUAAUCGACAUUGGGCACCAUGCCAUACGGUCGUCGCAACCCCAUUGCUUAUUGCAUUUGAAUUGCUCCUUUGUAUAUAUCUUGAGAGCUUAUAUGUUCGUGGCUUUGCAGCAGUCAAUCUGAAGAUUGUGUUCCUUCCCUUACUAACAUUUGAAAUCAUUAUUCUCAUUGACAAUUUCAGAAUGUGUAGGGCUCUAAUGCCAGGGGAUGAAGAUAGCAUGAGUGAUGAAGCAAUCUGGGAAACUCUUCCUCACUUUUGGAUUGCAAUCUCUAUGGUGUUCUUCAUUGCUGCCACAAUCUUCACCCUCUUAAAACUGAGUGGUGACGUAGGUGCUCUAGGCUGGUGGGACUUAUUUAUUAACUUUGCUAUUGCCGAGUGCUUUGCUUUUCUUGUAUGUACAAAGUGGUCCAAUCCGGUCAUUCAUAGAAAUUCCAGAGAAGCCAGUUCAUCUUCUACUGCAAUUAGAUAUCUUGACUGGAACAGUGGUUUAACACUUUCUUCAGAGGAAAAUCGUGAGGGGAGAAUUUGCAGCCUUCAAGACAUAGGAGGUCAUUUCAUGAAAGUACCAGUUAUUGCAUUCCAGGUUCUUCUUUGCAUGCAUUUAGAGGGAACACCUGCUCGUGCCGUGUAUCUACCUCUUCCAGUUAUUUUCUCUCCCCUUUUCCUACUUCAAGGUGUUGCUGUGGUGUUAUCUGUAUCCAAGUUUGUGGAGAAACUUGUGCUUCUGCUACGAAGUGGAGCUGGUGGAGGAAUAUAUUUUAGAGUUUCUUUGAGAGCUCAGGAUUGUUUGGGAUUCUUGCACCAUGGUUCUAGAUUAUUAGGUUGGUGGUCAAUUGAUGAAGGGAGUCGGGAAGAACAGGCACGAUUGUACCAUGAGGGAGCAUCGGGGUAUAAUACUUUCUGUGGUUAUCCUCCUGAGAUUGUUAAGAAAAUGCCUAAAAAGGAUCUCGCUGAGGAGGUGUGGAGACUCCAGGCAGCUCUUGGUGAGCAGACGGAAAUUAUAAAAUACAGCCAACAGGAGUAUGAAAGACUUAAAAAUGAGAAAGUGUUAUGCAGAAUUUGUUUUGAGGGAGAGAUUAGUGUUGUAUUGCUCCCAUGUAGGCAUCGUGUCCUUUGCAGCACUUGCUCAGAGAAGUGUAAGAAGUGUCCAAUUUGCCGUGACUCUAUAGCAGAGCGCUUGCCCGUAUAUGAUGUCUAGGCGUUAACUUAGUUAACUUCUUACAUAGAAGAAAGGGACUGGAGAAAGUAAAUGUUUUAGUUUUAACAGUUACAGUUUUUGCUUUGAGAUGAAUUUAACACCAACUUGUUCAUUGUCUAAUACCACAUCAAAGGGUAGGAAGAAUAGACUAUAGAGCAUGCAGUUGCUACUUUGGCUUUUCAAUUUGAUUUUGUUUUGCUUUAUCUCCUUUUUGCAAUUUGUAUAUAUAUAUUCUAAACUUAGACUAGAUUCUUACAGGUUCUAAAGAUGAUUGUGAUGAGUGUCAUUAAUAUCUUUUUCUUUUCUUUU
Lotus japonicus is the source of this 1972-nucleotide messenger RNA. RefSeq lists its product as uncharacterized. The coding region runs from base 269 to 1663 and encodes 464 amino acids. Lineage: Eukaryota; Viridiplantae; Streptophyta; Magnoliopsida; Fabales; Fabaceae. The record is from RefSeq and is a predicted model, not a curated record. The transcript is spliced from 15 exons.